CUGAGAUGAGAGUGAAGCUUAAUAGUGUCUAUCUCUUGUGUCCUGUAAACCAGAUAGGCUCCCAAGUUGUUGGGAAGUACUUCUUCGGAUAGAUUCAAUGGUUCUCACUGGAAUGAUUGCUACCGAGGAGGCAUCAGAUUUGAGAAAGUUGAUCAUGGAUCAUAAAGUUGGUCUAGCUGAAAUAUUUAAUGGCACCUUGCGAAAAACAGAUGCCGAGCUUCUAGCAGAACUCAGACAUUUCUUUGCAAGAAGUAGAAGGAAUGGCUAUCACAUUGUGCACAUAUGUACGGAAAUGGCACCGUUGGUCUCCAUUGGAUCUUUGGCAUCAUAUGUGACAGGAUUGUCUUGUGCACUACAGAGGAAGGGGCAUUUGGUGGAGGUGAUACUUCCAAAGUAUUCAAGCCUGGACCUAAAUGAAGUUAAAGGGUUACAAGAAAUUGAGGCAGAGUCUUUUUCAUAUUUCAAUGGUCAACUUCAUGGAAACAGAAUUUGGACUGGUGUUGUCUUUGGCGUUGGAGUAACCUUAAUUCAACCUCUAGAAUAUUCUGAGUUUUUCAAUCGUGAAAAGGUUUAUGGCUACUCGGAUGACUUUGAAAGGUUUACCUAUUUCUCUCGUGCUUCAUUAGAUUAUAUUGUAAAAUGCGGAAAGCAGCCUGAUGUGAUACAUAUCCACAACUGGGAGACUGCUAUUAUAGGGCCACUUUUCUGGGAUAUUUUUGCUAAACAGGGGCUUGAAGGUACUAGAAUCCUAUUGACCUGCCACAACCUGAAUUCACAGUGUCUUGAGCAUCCAGAUAAACUAGCAUUAUGCGGACUUGAUCCUUCUUCACUUCAUCGUCCUGAUCGCUUGCAAGAUAAUACUAAGUCACAUUUGGUUAAUGUUUUGAAGGGUGGAGUUGUUUACUCCAAUAAAGUUGUCAUAAUGUCAUCCAUACUAUCAAAGGGCAGGGUUAUACAUAACCUGAGUCAUGGGUUGGACCCUACCUUAAUCAUUCACAAGAACAAGUUGAUGUUUCUCCUUAUGGAUUUGACAAUUCCACCUGAGAUCCAUCUGAGGACAACUUUAUCCCCCAAAACUUCAGUGUUGAAGAUAUGGAAGGGAAAGCAGCUUGCAAAGCUGCAUUGCAGCAACACCUUGGAUUAUUUGAGCAUGCUUCUUCUAUUCUUGUAUGUGUGCACCUCAAGUUGUCUGAGCUAGAGUCUUGGUUAACUGGCACUUAAUUUGUUAGACCCUAAUAAU
Molecule: messenger RNA, 1240 nt
Organism: Argentina anserina (silverweed cinquefoil)
Lineage: Eukaryota; Viridiplantae; Streptophyta; Magnoliopsida; Rosales; Rosaceae
Product: probable starch synthase 4, chloroplastic/amyloplastic
Exons: 9
Coding region: 98-1198 (366 amino acids)
Source: RefSeq, a predicted model, not a curated record